AUGGGUUGUUGCCAUUUCAAAUUAGCACGAGCUGAAAACAGCUCGUCAGCAGAGAAUUCUGCAGCUGGUACGCCGACCGAUUCACGUGAAAUAGUUCUCAGAAACGGAGGAAGACUAAGGCAUGGAGAAAAUCAAGAGAAUGAAUUGCACAAUGCUGCGUUUCCCCCAAACUUGUUUGGUUUCAGUUUUCCAAACGGUAUUAAACGGUUUUUUCAAUCAUUAUCAAACAUUGUUUAUUUAAAAAGAAGUAUAAAUGGAUAUUUAAGAAAAACACAAUUGAAUGGUUGUGGUGUCAUCAUUGAAAAGAUUGAGGAAAACGAAUUUUAUUCUGAAUUGGCAAACAUGUAUGCACACUUAGGAAUCAAUCAAGGUACCAGUAGUUUGAAGAUCGAGGAGAUUGGCGAAAGCGAAUAUUCUUCUGAAUUGGCGAACUACACAAGAACUGGAGAAACUGCUUCUGACCUCAUUAUAAAAGAAGUCGUUGUGAUAGCUGCAGAAAACCAAGUGAAGGAGUCAGAAGAGAAAAGCAUUGAGAAUGAUCCAUCACACAUAACAACUGUGAGCAUUGGUUGUCGGAGCACUUUGACGUUGCCACGCAGUGAUAGAAUGAUGAGGGAAAAAGAAAAAAGAAAAGUCAAGUGGCAAGACGAGCAAAUGCUUACAAACAACAUCGAGAAUCAAAAGACGUCUGACCGUGCGCAAAAUCUAUUGCACAUGAAAUGGAGGGAUGAGAUUGAGUCGUACAUGAGGGAAAUGUGCGUGGGAAAGAGCAGCGACGAUGAGUCAUCGCCAGAUGAAGACGUUGUGAGCAGUGGUAUGUCGCUUGUUACUCGGACAGACGAAAUGAUGGGAAGGAUGGAACAGAAAGUGAGAGAGAAGUCAAUGUUCAAAAAUAGUUCAAGAUCACGAGGAAGCUCUAGUAUGGAGGAAAAAGCGUGUGAAUUCGUAGAAGAGACUUAUCCCAAUCUCGUGCAAAGAGAGUUACUGGGCAGCAGCAAGAAAGGUGGUCCAUCACACCAAACAGCAGCUGUCAACAGUGAUGGUCGGAGCGCUUCAAUGGCGUCACUUAGUGAUACGAAUGAAAUGGUGAGAGGAAAGGGAAAGAAGAAAGUCAAGUGGCAAGGAGAGCAAAAAGUACUGACAAACGUCUUAGAGAAACAAGAGAUGUCUGACUUGGCGCAAAGUGUGAGAGUGAGGAAAGAGAUUGAGAUCGAGUCUUCCAUGCGUGGAACGUGCGGAGGAAAGAGCAGGAACGAUGAGGUACCAUCGAGUGAAGACGGUGUGAGCAGUGGUGUGGCGAUUGAGAAUGGAAAAGAUGAAAUGAUGGGAGAAACGAAAAUGAAAGAAAUACCCAGGAAGGACAGGCUCAAGCGCACAAUUGGUUUCAGAUUUCAAAGAAGCUCCGACAUGGAGGACAUAACAGUGGGCGGAACGUUGGAUGAAAUGAAUAAAACGAUAGGAAACAUUUCUGAGCGUCUCGUUUCCGAGAAGUUACAAUGGAGCAGCACAGAAGAUGGUCCAUCUUACCAGGAGAAUGUGCGCAGUAACAGUCGGAGUGAUUUGAUGUUAUCACUUGAUGACGGAAUGAAGAAAAAGAAAGGAAAGAGAAAAAUCAAGUGCAAAGACAAGCACAUCAAGACAAAAGAUACAAGAAAAGAAGUGGCAUCGUCCGACAUGGCGGAAAGAAUGUUAAGAAAAGAGUUAGAACAAGAAAUCGCCAAUGAAAAUUAUAUCCGCAAAAUGUACAGAAGAAGAUGGAGUAGGAAUGCACAUCAAGACAAAGUAAACAGUGUGGAAACGAAGUGUGAAGGUGAUGUCAUAUUAGAGGACUUUGACGAUACUAUCGAGCCUUCAACGGAUCGAUCAUGGCAAAAUGGUAGAAGUGUUACUGCUCCAUCAGAUCGACCAGGAACCAGGAAUGUCGGACCCAUUCCUCUAAGGUUGGCUUGGAGUUACGACACAAUGAAGGAGGAAAGAGAAGUUGGAAAACAUGAAAAGAUGAAAGAAACGCCAACAUCUGCACGUGAUGCCGCUACUAGUGAGAGUGAUGUGUCGCCCUAUUGGCCUUAUCGUGAAUGGAUGGAGAAUGGAAGUUUGAAUAGAAAAGAGAUAACUCCGGGACGACAAGUGCACACGAAGAAAAGGAAGAGAUGGAAUAUUGCUACGAGAUUGAGAAAGCGUUGGAAGCGGAGAAGACCAUCAGUCGCUCCAGCGCCAGUUCCCGAAAUCAUAGAAGAACGUUAUGAUGUAGAAGCUGUCGACGUUGACGGCGUACAAAACAAUCGCGAGGACGACAGCCAGGCACACCAUGCUAGCAUUUUGAUCUCUCCAGCCUCUCCCCCACUUCUCUUGCCACCAUGUUGUCGUCCAUUCUAUGUGUCAAUAAACUAUGAAACCACAAAUCUUGUGUCUCGUGCCAAUCUCAAGCAGUCUCGUGCCAAUCUCGAGCAGUGUACCUCAGAUUACUUGAAUCGUUAUAAUGAUUGUGGCACGUGA
Molecule: messenger RNA, 2496 nt
Organism: Corticium candelabrum
Lineage: Eukaryota; Metazoa; Porifera; Homoscleromorpha; Homosclerophorida; Plakinidae
Exons: 14
Coding region: 1-2496 (831 amino acids)
Source: RefSeq, a predicted model, not a curated record